This is a messenger RNA of Galeopterus variegatus (Sunda flying lemur), 3648 nucleotides long. RefSeq names its product catsper channel auxiliary subunit gamma (gene CATSPERG). Gene Ontology annotation, biological process: intracellular calcium ion homeostasis. The record is from RefSeq and is a predicted model, not a curated record. Gene Ontology annotation, cellular component: CatSper complex; sperm principal piece; membrane. Gene Ontology annotation, molecular function: ryanodine-sensitive calcium-release channel activity. Lineage: Eukaryota; Metazoa; Chordata; Mammalia; Dermoptera; Cynocephalidae.
GGGCCGCGGCUCGAGGGGAAGGUGAGGACUGAGAAAGUGUUGACCGACAAGCAAGCGCCGGCAUGGAACGAGGAGAAGGUUCUAGCCACGUUGUGCGCUGCCGAGUCAUGUCCCCUGCGGGCCCUGCGUGGCCAAGAGUCCGAGUCCUCUGGGCGCUGUGGGCACUGCUAGCGGUGCUAUUGGCGCCGUGGAGGCUGUGGGCGGUCGAUGAUGUCCAGGAGUGCACCUGGCAGGUUGUCCUGAACAAGUUUGAGACGAUAGGCAACAACAGCGCCAGCGACCGCUUCUUUGAUCAAGAGCCCCAGGACACAGUGGGCAACGUGUUCAACAUGCUGGUGGACGCGCCCAUUGACCCGGGCGAGGUGAGGGGACCAAUGAAGCGAACCAGAGGGAUCCUGAACCCGUAUCUCACUCGGCUCUGGACAUUUCGCCCAACCUCUUCUUUGCAGAGAUACCUGGGCUUUCCUUAUUACCUGAAGAUCAACUACUCCUGCGAGGGACAGCUCUUCAACCUGAUGCCCCAGUACUUUGUGAAUGCCCCAUCAAGGCCCCUGUGGCACACUGUGAACCAGGCACCUGUGCUCAUCCUGGGUGGCAUUCCUAAUGAGAAGUUCAUCCUGCUGACUGACACCAACUUCAAGGACGUCUCUCUAGUGGAGCUGAGCAUUGACAGUUGCUGGGGAGGCUCCUUCUACUGUCCCAAAGCUGCCUUCACAGCCACCAUCUAUGAUGCCAUCGCCACCGAGAGUACCCUCUUCAUUCGGCAGAACCAGCUCGUCUACUAUUUUACAGGCACCUACAUCACACUCCAUGAGAGCAACCAUGGCAGCGGCAGGUGGGUUCGUGUCCUGGCCAAUGAAUGCAUCAAGAUGCUGUGCCCUGUGCAUUUCCAUGGCAAUGGCUCUGAGUACAUAAUGGCUCUCAGCGUUGGCAAGCAGGAGGGUUAUGUCUACCUUGGGACAAUCACAGAUGGCCGCGUGUCCUUUGAGAUGCUGCCCAGGCGUGGGUCUGUGUGCAAAGAGCUACAAGUUGACAGCUGCUCCAUAGUCUGGGCUGAAUUCAUCCCGGACAACUCCCAACUACUACUGCUGGUAGAGAGUGAAUACCCCAAUGCCAAGAAGAAUUUCCAGGUGGUCAGCUACAACCCGGUCAGUGAUGAGCUGAAAAUCCUCUACAACAUCCCAGAAUUCAUCCCUGACGCACGAGGCUUGGAGUUCCUGAUGAUGCUGGGCACAGAGUCAUACACCAGCUUCCCAAUGGUACCCAAGGGCAUGUUAUAUAAUCCGUACAACAACAUGCUGUUCAUCUGGGGCAACUUCCUCCUGCAGAGCUUUAAUGAGGAAACCUUCUUCUACCUGGCAGACUUCCCCAAGGAGUUGUCCAUCAAAUACCUGGUCAACUCGUUCCGUGGGGACAUGGCUAUUGUCACAGAGACCGAGGAGAUCUGGUACUUGGUGGAGGGCAGCUACCAGGUGCACAGGCUGUUCCCGUCCAGGGGCUGGGAGGUACAUGUCAGCCUACAGGGGAUGCAUCAGUCCUCUCUCUAUGCCCCCAAUGAGACCAUGGUGACCCUCUUCUAUGAAGACAACAGGCUGUACCAGCUGGUGUACCUUAUAAAUGGCCAGCAGGGCCGGCUAGUCAAGAGGCAUGUGCCUGUGGAAGAACUUCUGAUGUACCAGCAGCACAAUAGCCGCUACCACGUGGAACAACGAGGGGGCCACCGGGUGCUCUCCUUCCCCAACCUCUGCCCCUUCACGGUGAUAAGCCUGCGGAAGCUGCCCAACCCGCAGAGAUACACGCGCCAGGAGCGAUACCGGGCGCGGCCGCCGCUGGUCUUGGAGCGCUCGGGCUUCCACCACGAGAACUCGCUCGCCGUCUAUCAGGGCCUCGUCUACUACCUGCUCUGGCUGCACUCCAAGUACGACAAGCCGUACGCUGAUCCGGUGCACGACCCCACGUGGCGCUGGUGGAAGAACAAUAAACAGGACGAGGAUUACUAUUUCUACCUUGCGAGCAACUGGCGGAGCGCGGGUGGCGUGCACAUCGAUAUGGCCAGCUAUGAAAAGAUCUACGAUCUCAAGUCCGAACACGAACUACCCGAGCGCAUUUUCCUGGACAAGGGCGCCAGCUACAGAUUCUCCAUCUUCGUGACGGCGCAGGGCCACUCGUUCAGGCUGCAGACGAAUCUCGGAAACCCCUACCAGCUGAGUAGCCAGGUGGACCUGGGCGUGGUGCUGGCCGAUCCCGACUGCUUGGAGGCGGUGGUGAGGCAGGAGAUCCUUAUUAAUCGCAACUCCGUGCUGUUUUCGAUUACACUCCAGGAUAAACGCCUUUGCUAUGACCAGGGCCUUAGUGGACAUCACCUCAUGAAGUCUUCCAUGAUGAUCAAGGUAGUGGGUUCUUCUGGGCACUGCAUCCAGAACACUCACCGGGGAGCCCGCAUGCAAGGCAACAUGAUGGUGCCAGUGUUUAUCGGCUGCCCCCCUGGCAAGCGCCUGGCCUUUGACAUCACCUACACGCUGCAGUACAACCGCCAGCAGAACAAACACUACUUCGACUGCAUACGUGUUGACCCCGAGAUGCCCUGCUUUCUCUUCCGUGAUCUUUUCUACCCCUUCUUCUUGAUUCAAGAUUUGGUGACGGGAGACUCCGGCAGUUUUCAGGGCAGCUACGUGCUGAAGGUGGUGGGCGGCGGGCCCACGCUGGACAGCAUCAAGGACUACAGCGAAGAGGAAAUCUACCACUUCAACAGCCCCCUGGACAGGUGCAAGGUCUCAGAUUCUCCACCAGGGGAGGAUGACAUGGAGGGCUCAGCAGCUGGGGACCUGUCAGGUGCAGGGUCUGGUGGCAGCUCUGGCUGGGGCUCAGGGGCCGGUGAGGAGGCAGAGGGCGAUGAGGAUGAGAACAUGGUGUACUACUUCCUGGAGGAGAGCACGGGCUAUAUGGAGCCUGCCCUGCGGUGCUUGAGCCUGCUGCACACACUGGUGGCCUUUCUCUGCAUCAUUGGCUACAACUGCCUCAAGGCUCCCAGGUGGCUGUGUCUGGAGAACUCUCCAUGUUACGACGCUGUUCCCCAGAGCAUCUUCGCCCCUGAAUUCUUCUUCAAGGUGCUGGUGAGCAAUAGGGAUGUGGACAAGAGCACAUACUGCAACUACGAGCUCACCUUUUUGCUGCACAUCCAUGGGCUCCCACUCAGUGCCAGGCGGGCCCUCUUCAUCGUCAUUGUGUCGGCCAGUGUGUCUGUGGGCCUGGUGACCCUGUACAUCGUCUUCUGCCUCCUGUGGCCCAUAAUGGUGAAGGCUUACAACAUCCUCCGCUGGAAGAUUAACAACCUCGUCAUCUCAGAUUCCUACUCCACCUACCUCACUCCUUCUGGAGUCUUCAGCAUGCCCUCUCAAAGAAGUUUCAGAAUCAACUCCAAGGAGGCAGAGAACAGGGCUGAACCCAAGGAAAUCUUGGAGAAGUGGCUGACCUGAGCCUCUUGCCAGCCCCAACCCCCGCCCACCUUCCCACCUCUUCUACUAGGCCUGCCUUGGAAAUGCAUCCUGUCACCCAUCCCAGGCCUUUCUGUUUUGCUUGAAUGUUCAUUUCUUGUUCGUGCCUAAAUAAAACCUCCUGAAGGACCAGCUGUGGGUCCUCAUAAGGGUU